Molecule: messenger RNA, 1776 nt
Organism: Drosophila kikkawai
Lineage: Eukaryota; Metazoa; Arthropoda; Insecta; Diptera; Drosophilidae
Gene: Ir47a
Product: Ionotropic receptor 47a
Source: RefSeq, a predicted model, not a curated record
AUGAUGAAAUUUAUCAUCCUUCUGUGGUUUGUGGUCAGCAGUGGGGCAGUGGCCUCCUUGGAGCAACCACAGUUCCUCAAGGACUUUCUCGACUCAGUGCACAGAGAACGAUCGAUUCCCACUCUUCUUCUGAUGCAAAGAAAGCACAGCGUUGACCGUUUCCAGCAGCUAUAUCCACUGGCAUGGCCCACAAUUCGUUUGGAUGAGACCCAGAGCAUCCAGUUGGUCAACUUUCACAGUAGGCAGACUCUGGCCCUGGUCUAUAUGGACUCACCUGAGGAUAGCUCCUUACUCUCCGCCCUGGCUGCCAACUUCAAUCACAUGAGAACGGCCAGAAUUGUGAUUUGGCUGCAGGUCAGGGCUACUACGAAGCUCCUUGAGAUCAUUACACGUCAGGCAGCUGAGCACAAGUUUCUCAGUGUUUUGAUAAUAGAAAAAGCUGAACGUUUCCUUAGACUAUAUCCAUUUCCCCAGCCCAGCUUUCAAGUGCUAGAGAAGCCCUUCAUGGAGAAGAAAAUCUUUCCCAAGCUGUGGCUCAACUUUAAAGGAAAAAAAGCCCUGACAUUGCCCGACUUGGUGCCGCCGCGAAGUUAUGUUCACACAGAUCAACGAACGGGACGCCAGCGGUACUCUGGCUACAUGUAUCAUCUACUGAGGACCUUUGCCCACACGUACAAUAUCACCUUGCAGCUGCAGAGACCCUUGAGGGGCAAUGAAUCCGUGCCCCUAUGGCAAAUCUUGAAUGGAACGGCUCGGGGAGAAAUCGAUCUGCCCAUGACUGGACAACUGAUGAACUUCAUAGAUCCGGAACUAAGUAGAAUCAAUUGCUUCCUCGGCAUGACUGCCCUUACAAUCGUAGUGCCCUGCGGCAAGGAGCUAUCGGUGGAAGAACGGCUUUAUCUCGUCUACGGAAUAGGAUCACCCUUGACCUUUCUGACUUCGUACAUUCUACUCAGUGCUGUAGAGGCUAUUUUCCGAAGAUUAUACAAUAUAAUUCAGAGAAAUUCCAACAGAGUGCACCUCCUAGGUGUAGUAUUAAAUCUGCGAAUAUUGCGCUGCCUUUUGGCAAUGUCCAUUCCCCGUGGAAAUCGAUACAGAUCCGCCAAGGGCCUCCUAAUCAUGGUGAUGACUUUGUCAGGGCUCAUCAAUUCAACCAUAACGAAUGCUCGAUAUAGCACUGUCAUGACCAUGUUUCCCCAGUACAAUCACAUUCGCAACUUUCAGCAGCUGCGCGAGAGCAACUUAACCGUGGUCUUCAACUUUCUCAACUUGUGGAAGAUCAGGGAGAAAAUGGAUCAGGAGUUCUUUGCCAAGAUGCUGCCGAAUGUCAUGGUUGUGCAUAGCGCUGAGCAAAUCCGUAUGAUCGCCACGCUGAAUACGAGCUACGCCUAUCAGAUAUACUCCUACCCCAAGGAUCCCUUCUCGAUGCUGCAGAAGCGCUCCAGCCGGAAGGCCCUGUGCAGCUCCUCGCAACUGGAUAUAGUCUCUGGAUUGUCGUACGGAGCUGUACUGCAGCAGAACUCCGUUUACGCCUUGGCCCUGCGGGACUUUGCCUCGUACAUCUGGGAUGUGGGUCUGAAUCUCCAUUGGGUAACCACAUCGAUUUGGGAAUAUUUUUCACCCAACCAAUUGCCGCCAGAGACAGGCGGUACUCCUUUGCAACUCAGAGAUUUUAAAAUAAUAUUUUACCUUCUGUUUAUCGGUUAUGCACUGGGAUCUUGCGCUUUGAUGGCUGAAGUGUUUUUGGGCAGGAGGAGGAUCAACAAUCAGGCUUAA